CUGGAGGAGUAGCAGCAACAGGAUGUUUAAACACAGAAGCAUCUCACACUGGAAGUUGUCCACCAAUAAGUUCACAGGUUAAGGACUACACACUGUGUGUAUGCUGUGAUGUGAUUGGUUGAGAGGGCGGGACUUCCGACGGCGCAGGUUGGACAGAAAGUGACAGACUUCACCUCCUUAAAAUUGGAAGAAAACCCGAAGGACGACGCAUUACAAGUUAUAAAACAUUUGUAAUGAUUUUCAGACAUGGACGACAUAAACCUUCAUUAUCGCUUUCUGAACUGGAGGAGGCGAAUUCGAGAAAUUCGUGAUGUGCGAGCGGUGCGUUACCGGGAGCGACUCAAAAGGAUGCUGAGAGACGGAGACAUACUCAGGUAUCAUGGGAAUUCAGAUGAAGUUGGCUGUUUUGUGGCAGCCAGGCCAUUGUCCCGAAGAAAUCGCUAUUUUGAAGUGACCAUCGUCGACACAGGAGUGAGGGGAAUGAUCGCGGUGGGCUUGGUGCCUCAGCACUACAAGCUGGACCAUCAGCCGGGCUGGCUCCCCCACUCUGUGGCCUUUCAUGCUGAUGACGGCAAAUUGUACAAUGGCAACACUGUAGGACAGCAGUUUGGUCCAAAAUGCUGCAGAGGAGACAGAAUCGGCUGUGGCGUAUCUCUGGACUCUGAUGAUGGACAGCUCACUGUGUUUUUUACAAAGAAUGGCAAAGAGGUCGGCAGUGUGGAGGUCCCAGCCUCUCCUGAGGCUUUUUACCCCGCUGUGGGGAUGCACUCUUUGGGGGAAGAAGUUCUGCUGGACCUGAACGCUGAGUGGGGGGUGGAGGAGGAUGAUGGACAGAUGAUUGUGGAUAGUCAUGAAGAGGACUGGAGCCGUCUCCAUGACGUCAAGGUGACCGGCACCCUGCUGGAGUACGUGGGUAAGGGGAAGAGCAUCGUGGACGUGGGCUUGGCUCAGGCCCGGCGGCCCCUCAACACGCGCUUCCACUACUACGAGCUGGAGAUCACAGACCCUGGAGAGAAGUGCUACAUCGCCCUGGGGCUGGCACGCAGGGACUACCCCAAAAACAGACAUCCAGGCUGGAGCAGAGGGUCUAUAGCCUAUCAUGCAGAUGAUGGAAAGUUGUUCCAGGGCAGCGGGGUCGGGGACGCGUUUGGCCCGCGCUGCUUUGAAGGGGAUAUGAUGGGCUGUGGGAUCAUGUUUCCACGUGACUACAGCCUGGACGCUGGAGAUGACGUAGAUGAUUGGGACUUUGACGUUAUUCCCAAACCCAGUGAAGUUCAGAAUGAUCUGUAUGCAAACAAUGAAGAAGAGGAGGAGGAGGAGGAGGGAGAAGAUUUGGAGGGGAGGAAGGUCACGGUGUUCUUCACCAGAAAUGGAAAGGUGGUGGGCCGGAGGGACGUGGCCUUACCUGUGGGGGGCUUGUACCCCACUAUAGGCAUGAUGAGCACUGGGGAGAAGGUCAAAGUGGACCUGCACCCCCUCAGUGGCUGAGUAGAGUGGAGAAAAAACUGCCGAGAAAUCAGAGCAUGGACGAAUAAUUGAGCUCUGGUACAUUUUUGGAGAUCAGAUACUAAAUAAUACCUCCACAUCAAAAUGCUCCAAGAUAUGACUUGAAGAGUCCAGUGUAGAAGUGACUGUGGCUCAUGCUGUAAGAAUGAUCAACAUAAUGUAUGUUAAUUUUACAUGCGUGCCUUAAAGUGCUUUUAUAAUUCAUGUUUUUCAGAAAAUCCAGUGGUUUGCAUAGGGAAAACUUUUCUCAUCACUAUGAGUAAAGUUCGUAGAAUGCCAAAGAAAGGGUCACACCAGAAUGAAUGUUAAAAUCCAAUCAGAGCAAAUGCCAGCCAACAUGUGAACCCUCUUAUCAGCAAUAGAUAUGUGACAGCAGGCUGAGUCACACUGCUCAUCACCGGAGGUCUGCUGUACCUCCUAUCAACGGUGUGUUACUGACACUCAGUGGUGAGAGGGAGACAUGCUCACAUAGUCUUCCAAACGAAAGAAGUGGUGCACUGAAUGGACAGUGCCUUUACUUAAAUCAGCUGCUUUACACGUGUGAGUUCAUAUUCUGACAUGGACUCAUUACGCCAUGUUUUGUGCAAACCUGCAAUAGGAAUAAUGGGAUAAUUACAUUUCCAAACAUGUUGCUGAAGCUAAAUCCAAAACAGUUUAAUUGUCCUCUUGGGGGAAACAGUUUGAAAAGCUGAAUUCUAAAUUAGGAUUGUUUUAAUAUCAUGACUUGCUUUUGUCCUCUUUUAAUAUAUGAUGUUAACCAAAGUGUACGCGAUGUAAUGUAAUCCAAAUCAUAUGCUGGACAUAAUCACUGAAAAGAUGCAAAAAAGAAACCAAAAUUCAUUUUUUCCCUUUUUAUCUCGCGGUUUACCUUAAACUCCCGACAAACCAAGAGUAAAAGUGAUUUCUAUAUCUAAGUUAACAUAGUAAUGAUGGAUACAAUGGAACCUCAUCGUUAGGGUUUAAGGGGAAAUAGAAACUAAGUUGUCUCAGACUAUUAGACUCUCUCACAACAAGAAUAAUUAAGGACUUAACAUGGUAUAGAAGUACAUUUCAAGAGAUUUGAAUGUUGAAAAUGAAGCCAUACUGUAAUAUGUGCUGCUCUCAGGUAUAUUUGAAAAUCCAAAUUCACAUGCCUCGUCUUUCCUGGUUAUUUUUGUGAUGUUGCUGUAUGCUGUAAGUCAACCAUUGAUUGUCACAAGCCUGUAUUUCUUUUAACACCUGUGCCUAUUUUCCUUAUAAAUCUUAUCUUUUUGACAUUGAA
Notothenia coriiceps (black rockcod) is the source of this 2767-nucleotide messenger RNA. RefSeq names its product SPRY domain containing 3 (gene spryd3). NCBI's taxonomy places the organism in Eukaryota, Metazoa, Chordata, Actinopteri, Perciformes, Nototheniidae. The transcript is spliced from 12 exons. Gene Ontology annotation, molecular function: protein binding. The coding region runs from base 247 to 1488 and encodes 413 amino acids. The record is from RefSeq and is a predicted model, not a curated record.